AGAAGUUGAUAACCCUCUUGUGGACAAAAAUAAAUCCCUUCUAUUUAUUUCAUAAAGCUCGAUUUUCUAAAUUUUACUCAGAAAAUGUCAUAAAAUAUUGAAAAAUGAGCAGUUUUCUCGGGCGACUUCGCCGCAAAAAAGACAAAGAACAAAAUGGUCAUACUGCCACGUCAUCUGACGGAGCUUAUCAAAAUGGGAAUGCUCAUAGAGAUUCACUUGUAAAUGAUCAUAUUUGUAUUCCAGCACAGAGAAAUUCAUUAACAGUUGCUCAACAAUCAGCGGAUAUCGGUUCCGGGUCAGAUCACGAGGGAAUAAUAGUGAAGCAAAAGCCUCAAUUGGCAUUUUCCCUGGAUCGACUUCUCAUAGAUUCGUCAGCUUUGUCAUAUUUUAUCCAAUACCUUGACUCAACUGAUAAACUCAAUUUAAUCAAAUUUUGGAUGCACGUUGAAGGAUUCAAAUCAAGUUUUUCAGAACAAAUUCAGGCUGCACAAGAGUUAUCCCUUCGAGAUGCCAAAAGUAUUUAUGACAAAUAUAUUGAUGACGGUUCAACAAGUUCACUAGCCUUGCCACGGAAAAUAAAACAAAUUGUAGAUGACAAAUUAUCUGCGUCUCCACUACAAAAGUCUUGUUUUGAUGAAGCUCAGGAUUUUGUGAAAUCUCUAUUCGAAUAUCGAUAUUUUGAUGAAUUUCAGAAUAGUGUUUAUUAUAAGAAACACGAGUUGGAAGUACUUUCUGAUGGUUGUAGUCUGGCAGAUAUUCUGAAAGUUCAACCAUUGCUUCUAUCAUUUUUGGAAUUUAUAAAAGAGAAAGAAGAUCAUGAUACUAUUCAAUUUCUAUUAGGAUGUGAUAGUUUUGAGGCAAAUUUGGAUUUAAUGGAAGAUUCUGAAGCACUUGGAGAUGCAAUGGCACUUUAUGAAAAAUAUUUUUCAAUGCAAGCAACAAAUAUGAUUGAUUUGGGAUCAGCAAUUCGUGCAGAAAUGGAAUCUUUGAUUUGUGAAGAAUCUGGAAGACCGAAUCGAAAAGCUUUUCGAACUGCAAAGACUGCAUGCUUUUUUAGGCUUCAUGAUAAGUACUUGUCGGAUUUCCUGAAAACUUCGUACUAUCACAACUAUCUUGGAGAGCUUCAAUCAUUCAUCGACUUCACAGUGGAGUUGCCAAGGAAAGUUAGAAAUCGGGCGGCAAGCUCAUCUGAUGUGGCAUCGUCCACAGACUCCCUGACACACGCUUUCAGUCGACAUUUGGAAGUUCUUGAGAAAAAAAUGAAUGACAAGGACGAGUCCACUCAAACACCGACGGGAUCGCCGAGCUCAUCAAAACGGAGCACACCGAGGACACCAAGAAGUAGUAGAUUGGCGGAGGUGGAUGAAAUGGGAAGAUAUCAUGCAUUAUAUGAUGAUUCACAUUCACAGACACCCCAAAAGCCAAUGAGAAUAAAAUCCACCUUACGAAAGUACCUGGAUAAGAAUACACUCCGUGAGGAAGAGAUUGCCGAAGAAGUUGCUCGGACAAUUAUUCGAGAUAUGCAAGAAAUGGUUGCCUCUUCUGCAGAAUCUCCAACUUCACCCACUUUUCGAUACGGCUAAAUUUAUGUUUUUACUGUUUCCCCUAUUGUAUUUACAGUUCCAUCCAUUAUUGAUCUAUUCAUGUUCUGCAUUUCAAUUUAUAUUUUACCCCUCGCCCUGUUCAAGCAGCAGCUCAAAUCACUUUUGCAUAAUGAUUCUUUUGACACGCGGUUUUUUGCUCCUCCAUAAUUCCUUUAUUGGUCUUUUUUUCUAAAUAGGCAUAUUGUUGUUAAUUUAUUCGACAAACAAAAAUAAAUGAUAUAUAAAUUAUG
This is a messenger RNA of Caenorhabditis elegans, 1834 nucleotides long. RefSeq names its product Regulator of G-protein signaling rgs-5 (gene rgs-5). The record is from RefSeq and is marked reviewed. The coding region runs from base 105 to 1583 and encodes 492 amino acids. The transcript has 7 exons. Lineage: Eukaryota; Metazoa; Nematoda; Chromadorea; Rhabditida; Rhabditidae.